UUGCUGUAUUUUAGGGCCUGCACAAUGUUAGCCAAUCAUAACAGUCGACGUUUACGUGCGUUUACAUGGAAGUUUAAAGGAUGCGCUCAGGCCAAAACUGAGCGUUUUAGACACAGGGCCUGAGAUAGGGUGGAAAAUUAUAAUAUAUUAUUAAAUUUUGACUGUUUGAAAAAAAACUUUACUAACAUUAUCAGUGGACCACAGGGAAGAUAAUACAAUUAUGUCAAGAGUAUGUCAUGACCCCUUUAACCCUCUAGGGUCUUCGGACGCACCGGUGCAUCCUGCUGGAUUUUUUCCUCAUAACAGCGGAAACAACUUAAAAUACUCCAUCAUUUUUGGGCAUACAGAUAAGAGUAAGACACCAUUAGAGUCUAUAAAGGGUCUACUUUUAUUUGUGUACACUCACAAUAACAACAAAACCUUGUGCUUUUGUAAAAUAAAGAAAAUAAACAGGGUGCGCUUUCAGCCAUCUCUGUCUCCACGAGCAUCUUUCUGAAACACGUCAAAAAAAUGAACUGAAACUCCACGAAUAUUUAUCACACAAACAUGAAUCAUAUGUCUAAAGAAAUCUUAAAAUGACUACUUUUAAAUAAAAGAAUUCAAAUUUAAAACAAAUAUUCUCCUGCAAUGUAAUCUGUAUGAAACAAAGUGAUGUACAGUUUCUCCGGGCUCAGCUAAUUAUCCCUAAUGAGAUCACACCCACCAGUAGAGUGCGCUAUUCAUACGGUAAUGUGCUGAGGCGAUCAAUGCAAAUGGAAACGCCCCCAACAGUGCCUUAAAAAGCAUCAAGUUCAUCAUCAGAUUCAUUCACCUGCGCGUUUGGAAGAUGGCAUGCUACACAGGUGAGGAAGCUCCUGGAUAGUGACGAAGAGUUCACAUUUUCCUCAGAAGAAGAGCGGGACUCCGAUGAUGAACGUUUGAUGAGCGACUUGAUCCAGCCGAGGAUACAAUUUCGGAUGACUCUGCAGCAGGCAUCAUGACCACAGCUAGGUACCGACCCACCUGGGAUUUGGCCCUGGACCCGCUGGUGUCCUGUAAACUGUGCCUGGGAGAGUUUCCCUUGGAGCAAAUGACCACCAUCACCCAGUGCCAAUGCGUCUUCUGCACCCUGUGCCUGAAGCAGUAUGUGGAACUUCUAAUCAAAGACGGCUUUGAAACUGUGAUCAGCUGUCCUGAUUCUGCCUGCCCAAAACGAGGACAUUUACAAGAAAAUGAGAUUGAAUGCAUGGUGGCCACAGAGAUAAUGCAGAGAUACAGGAAGCUGCAGUUUGAGAAGGAGGUGUUGCUGGACCCGCGCCGGACCUGGUGCCCGUCCUCCACGUGCCAGGCUGUGUGCCAGCUGAAAGAGUCUGACACGGGGCUUCCGCAGUUGGUGCGCUGCAGUGUUUGCACACACGAGUUCUGUUCUGCCUGCAAGGCCAGCUGGCACCCAGAGCAAGACUGCCAGGAGAACGUUCCCAUCACCUCUUUUCUACCUGGAGAGAGCAGUUUUUUUUUUAAGGCUGGUGAUGACGACGCCCCAAUCAAACGCUGUCCCAAAUGUAAAGUCUACAUAGAGAGAGACGAGGGCUGUGCCCAGAUGAUGUGCAAGAACUGCAAGCACGCGUUCUGCUGGUACUGCCUGGAGUCCUUGGACGACGACUUCCUCCUGAUCCAUUACGACAAAGGACCCUGCCGCAACAAAUUAGGCCACUCCAGAGCCUCUGUGAUCUGGCACAGAACGCAGGUUGUUGGAAUCUUUGCUGGUUUCGGACUGCUCUUACUUGUAGCCUCUCCGUUCCUUCUGCUAGCCACGCCAUUUGUGCUGUGCUGUAAGUGCAAAUGCAGUAAAGGCGAUGACGACCCUUUACCAACCUAACAGCCUGCAGCAAGCAGUCGCUGUUGGAGGAAUUCCGGUCAUCUCCUUUAAUCGUUUUUCUUUUCCUCCUCCACCUUUGAGCUUUCAUCAAUCGGUGGGACUUGCAUUUGAAGCCACAACGCAAGCCAUCUCACGCCAUGGUUACUGUCACAGCUAACUGAUGUAGGCUACUUCAAGGCAGGCCUGACGAGAAUAAAGGAGACCUCAUGAGCCUGCUGCUUGCUUAGGUGGAGGAUUUGAGAGGUGGGGUUACUUACUGCCCCUUCCAUAGUAACACAAGAGAUGUUACUAAAGGAGCCCAGCGCUGUUGCAUUCAAGCGCUUGUCUUAUUUUAUGGAUGUUUUCCAGAUGUAUUCAGUCUGUUCGUCUGUCGGUCUCUGUGUGCAUGGUAGCAUUUCGGUCACACGGCUCACUCUUUAUCACUUGUAUUGCACGGAGAAGGGAGUUUUCUGUCACUUUAAAUUCUUCAGAAUUUCAUUUUUUUCUCAAAUGAGCAGCAAGAAUACUACUUACAUUUUAAUUCAGAGAUAAAUUUCACAUUCAAGACUUUAUUUUAUGGCACGUCUUUGUUUUUCUGUAUUUGUCGAGAUAUCUUUCAAACUUAACCAACAGACAAACCAACAGUAAAUUGACUGCAGAUUUUGGUUGCUGAUGUCAUCAGGGUUACACAGAUGAUGUUUGCCUUUGGAAUUUCUCCCUGUGUACUUAAACACAAUUUGUUUGCUUUGAGACAUCACUGGAAUAAUAUUACCGCUUUAAAUCCAUGGAGAUCAAAGCAGGACUGCUCUGUGAGUUUAAAAUGUUAAAUACUGAAUUAUUGAGUUGCUCAAACAAACCCUUAACCUAAUCCGAACAUGAGAUACAAGAUUACAAUCAUCUAAGUGCAAACUGUCAGAAUACUGAAACCAAAUGACAACAUUCUUAAGGCCCUUUUUUAACCCUUACUAAAUGUAAGUGCUGUAAAAGCACUGCAUUAUAGAAACUUUAAUGGCACUCAUCUAAGUCUGCAGUAUGUCUGAAGUUCAAAAUAAACUGUUAGUCCCUUUUUUCCACAGUAAAUGUGAUCAUGUCUGAGAAUUAUAUGGUGAUUUACUAAACGGCCUGUCUUGUGUAUUUUGUCAGAUAGUUUGAAACUUGCAUUAAGUUUGUAUUCCUAGCAACAAUAUACAAAUUUGGAACAGUCACUGUAAUUCUGGCAGGGAUUAUACACAGAUUUCAAGACUGUGUGUCUUAAACAUAUUCACAAGUCCAGCACUUUAUCUAUGCAAGUUCAUACAACUUGAAGAUAAAAUAUAUAUAUAUAUAUAUAUAUAUAUAUAUAUAUAUAUGGCUUCUGAUGUCUUGGAUUGAAAGGUAGGGGUUUCUAUGGGCAAGUUUGUGUCUCUUGUUCAAAACAGAGUUUAUCAGCUUCUGAAAUGCCAUUGUGGUAAUGUUGAGUAUUGACAAAUAGUUUUAAAAUGAGAUUUCUUUGCUUAAGGGGGCUGAUUUUAAAAUAGAGUUAUGAUGCUAUUUGAAUGUUAAGAUCUUGCCUGCACUUCUGUAAAUAGCGAGUAUAUAAUCAAAAGCUAUUGUUCCAUCGAUCAUUUGUUACUCAGAAAUAUUCAAAUCAGAGCAUCUGCAUCCGCCAUAUGUGUAGCUGGAUAAUAUGUAGCUCAUUAGAUUUCUUCAGAAUUGUCUGUGUGAUUCCCUCAUCUACCAUUUCUCAUGUGCCAUAUUUGAGGUUGACAUGACGAAGUGAUUGUCUUUUCUUUACAAGAAAAUUUUGUGCCCCUCUGAAAUUCACAGUAUUCACAAAGUUGAUUACUGGUAAAUAUUUUUAUGUUGGUCACCUCCAUCAUUUGGUAGCAACCUGAAUUUUCAUGUUUUCAGCCUUAAAUUUUUGAGUACCUCAGUUUUUCUUCUGUAUCCAAUAUAUAUAUAUAUAUAUAUAUAUAUAUAUAUAUAUAUAUAUAUAUAUAUAUAUAUAUAUAUAUAUAGAGAUAGAUAUAGAUAGAUAGAUAGAUAGAUAGAUAGAUAGAUUCAUCCUCAGGUCCUCCUAGAUAAAUAAUGGUACUUUUAAACUUAUGUGAUGUUCAGAGAUAUAGAACUUUGGACUUAUAUACAUACAUAAAGUACAUUUAAACAAAUUUUACAUGAAAUGGCCAAUUUGUAGAUUAAUAUUAUUGUUAUACAUUAUAUUUUUAUUUUUUAAUAACAACAAUAAUAAUAUUAUAAGAUAUAAGAAUAAGAUGUUCUUUCAACAAAAUAAGAAUGAUUAGUUCCAGUCUGUAUAAAAUUCUGAUCACGUUGCUCCUUUUGCAGGCUUAGAUAGCCGAAUUAAAGUUUUGGAAACCAACACUGAAUGAUUUUUCAUUGUUAGUGUCCUGCCAAUGUUUUUUAUUUUGUUCUUUGUUUUACUUUUUGUGGUUAAUCUAUAUAAUUUCCGAAUUUGAAAUCAUAACAAAUAAUACUCGAAUGAUAGUCGAAAGUAAAGCAUCAUUGCGAUUUAUGAAUAGCACACAAGUUACUUUAAACCUAAUUAUGGUUAUCUUAUUCAACAUUUGGCCAUUUCAUGUGGAACAAUCUAAUGUAUUGCAUUGGUAUAUGUAUAUAUAUUGACAAUCGUGCCAAGUGGAUUUUUUAAGACAAUGAUGAGGGAACUCUUUUUGAUAGAGUGAGUAAAUAUGAACUUGAAGUAAAUCUUUGAUGUUGUAUGGGCUAUAUUAUUGCAGCUUAUUUUGUGUCAUUUAUGGCAUAUGUAAAUGUUUGUUUCAUUGCUAAAUGUGAGACUCUUUUUUGUUGUAUACAGUACAUUGUUUUGUGAAAUAUUAGCUGUGUUAUGCACUUUCAGAAAAAAAGGUACCAAUUAAGGUAUAAGGACCGGCCUAUCACUGGGGUGGUACCCACAAGGGGACAUAUUUCUACCUAUUGUUGAAAUUUAUAGCUCAUUUUGGGUACAUAAUUGUACCCUAAGGACCUUUUGUGUACCUUUAAAGGUAAAAAUAUACUUUUUUAUCUCCUGAAGGGUAAAAAUAUGUGCCCAAAACAAGGGUACCGCAUCCAGUACUGUACCUUUAACAGUACCUUUUUUCAGAGUGUAUACUAGUAUUAUUUCAGGGUUAUAGACCUUAUUCACGCUAGUGCCGUUUUUGAUUUUUAAUGGGAAUGACAACGAGGCUGUGAGGGACAGACACCGUCUCUUCAAUGGGCUGUACUGCAGUUUAAAGUGUUUUUAGAUUGUUCCGCAGACAAAUCAUUGAUAAAAUAUCUGUCCAAGAACAUUCAGUAGACAAAAAAAAAUCCAGACAACAUGAGUUGUGGGAAAUCAGAUGUGAUCUAGGAGCUUUUUACAGCUUUAUACCGUUCGUGCCAUUGAAGAGAUGGUAAGUCUGUCCCUCACAGCCUUGUUGUCAUUCCCAUUCAAAAUCAAAGAUGCCGCUAACGUGAAUAAGGUCUUGAAUUAGCACUUUGGUAGCUCACUUAGUGCUUAUUUUGUUCUCUCUGUUGGGGGAAGUGUAGCGCCAUGUUCCCAUGUAAAAUGCUGUUUGUUUCGGCAUAUUAGAAAUAAUUGUGGCUGUACAGGAAACUGGGAAAUGCUCCUUGACCUAAACUACACAUCUUAAAAAUAGCCAAAAUUUUUAUUGUUCCUGUUUGUAAAAAUUUGCUUGUUGCACAAAACUAUUUUUUCUCUGAUUAAACUGCUUUGAACUCUAACAAUUUGGAGAUAUUUUGACAUUUAAAACACAUGUCUUUCUUUUCUUUCUUUUUUUUCCCACCACAGCCGUCUGUUUGUAUUGUCUGUCUUUUCAUUAAGCUAUUCCAAUUAUUCAUCAUUAUGACUUAUAUGGAUGUUUUUCACCAUGUUAAUAUAAUGACCUGGCAGUGACCCUUUAUCAUUGCUCCUAAAACUGGUUUUGCCUUUCACUCUUCCUUAGAUGGCCUUUUAAUGUUUCAUCAGUUUGUUUUUGAUACAUAAUAAAAAGAUUAUGCAUUUUAUUCUUUGUAAAGCCAAAUUCCACUUGUACAGUUGUAACCUUGUAAAUGUGCAUGUAUGUGAAGUCUUUAGAGUAAAAAAAAAAUACAACUUUAA
This is a messenger RNA of Myxocyprinus asiaticus (Chinese sucker), 5927 nucleotides long. RefSeq names its product probable E3 ubiquitin-protein ligase RNF144A-A. The coding region runs from base 977 to 1858 and encodes 293 amino acids. Gene Ontology annotation, cellular component: ubiquitin ligase complex; cytoplasm; Golgi apparatus. Gene Ontology annotation, biological process: positive regulation of proteasomal ubiquitin-dependent protein catabolic process; ubiquitin-dependent protein catabolic process; protein polyubiquitination. Gene Ontology annotation, molecular function: zinc ion binding; ubiquitin protein ligase activity; ubiquitin conjugating enzyme binding. The record is from RefSeq and is a predicted model, not a curated record. Lineage: Eukaryota; Metazoa; Chordata; Actinopteri; Cypriniformes; Catostomidae. The transcript has 8 exons.